Messenger RNA from Rhinolophus ferrumequinum (greater horseshoe bat), 384 nucleotides. Its product is annotated as protein kish-A-like. The record is from RefSeq and is a predicted model, not a curated record. Bases 17 to 235 code for a protein of 72 amino acids. NCBI's taxonomy places the organism in Eukaryota, Metazoa, Chordata, Mammalia, Chiroptera, Rhinolophidae. Gene Ontology annotation, biological process: protein secretion; intracellular transport. The transcript has a single exon.
CUUCGCCAGCCGCACUAUGUCUGCCAUUUUCAAUUUUCAGAGUCUGUUGACUGCAAUCUUGCUGCUUAUAUGUACCUGUGCUUAUAUCCGAUCCUUGGCACCCAGCAUCCUGGACAGAAAUAACACUGGAUUAUUGGGUAUAUUUUCAAAGCGUGCCAGAAUUGCUGAACGGCAGAGUCCUCAUGUGGCGGGGUGCUGUAUAGUGAUGGCCUUCAGAAUCCUCUUCAUGCAGUAGCUUGGAAAAAUGCCCGAAUUUAAUUGCUGUCAGAUUUCAAUAUGAAAAGGGGAAUAUCUUCAGAAAAUGAUGGAAAGAAUGGUUAACCCUUUUAUCUCUGAACAUUGGAUGAGAUAAAUUUCCAGCUGCUGUUCUCUGUUUUUGUUAUU